AUGGAGAUGGAUUCGGCGGCGGAGGAAUGGCGGCGGAAGGAGCGGGAGGCGGCAAGGCGCACCGAGACGAUGGAGGUGGAGAAGGAAGCCAGAGGGGAGGGUAAGGUCUGGAGGGGAGGCGUGGAAGCGGAGGAGGAGGCGGAGGACGGGGGCGGGGGAGACGUGUACAAGUGGGAGAAGGGCGGAGCGAUCGGUCGGAACUGGAGGAUGCAGAUGCAGGGGCACCAGAGGCAGCCGUUCGAGGCGGGGCACCGCCCGUUCUGGAGGCCGAGAGGCGGAGGCUGGAGCGGGAGGGAAGGCGGGAGAGGAGGGUUUCAGUUUCAGCGCCACCCUUGGAAUCAGCGGCACCAAAAAUCAGACAUCUCUAACAAUCCUGGAGUAUAUGGUGGUGCAGUUAUCAUCUGCAAUCAUGAGAUUAAGCGGCAAUUCUUCGAACAGAAACAUUUUGCCCUACCUGGUUAUGCUGCAACUUUUAUAAAGAAGAUCAGAGCUGGUAUGCUUCUCUUUCUGUUUGAGCAUGAGGAGAGAAAACUCUAUGGAGUGUUUGAGGCAACUUCAGAUGGAGCACUGAACAUUCUUCCUGAUGCAUGUGCUUCAUUGUGCAAGCUUCGACCAGCUCAGGUUCUUUUCAGAAGAGUUUGGUUUUGUAAGCCCCUAACUGAAGCUGAAUUUUCUGAUGCCAUUAAAGGAUAUUGUCUCCAGCCUCAAAGGUCCUUCUUUGGUAUAUCAUACCAACAGGUUCUGAAUCUUGUGGACUUAUUUUCUUCAAGAAUGAUCAGGCUUCAACCCUACCAAAAACCAAAAUCAAAAGUUUUAUGGGACUACAAAAUCUCUCUGGCUCGUACUGGUCGAGAAUUCAGGUUAUACACUCAUAGCAAUGGUUUUAGUCGUCCGCCUUCUAUGUUCUGCAACAACAGAAUCUCUUUACCACACAUUCCAUUCAUGCAUGCCAAAUACAAUGGCCAGCAUCCUGCUCAUAAACAUGAGUCCCCUCUACACCCUUGCCCUAAGCCUGUGGUCUUCAAGUCGCCAGAUAUCAUAGAAAAAAACAAGCCAGACGAUGCUGAUUAUAUACCGCUUGAGCUAGAUGAUUGCAACUCUGACAGUGAUGGAAAUCAGUCAGCUUUGAUGGGGACUGUAAGCUUCCAUUCAACAAUGGAGAGUAACAUCAGUUGUGAAGAUCAAGUUCCCAAACCAUUUAAUGGAAAACACACUGAGGAUGAUAGGUGUUGUUCACCUGUGCUGAACCAAAGGUUCGUUUCUGAAAGUGAAACUGGUCAGAACAAUGUAACUCUGCACAUUAUGAAAGGGAGCGAAUCAGAGUUGCAGGCCAAGGGGUGCAAACAAAAGGGAACCAUUCAACUUGAACUCUCAGAUGUCUUACCCCCAACGAGAGCUUGCAGUUUGGCAAAAAUGGUAUCAUUUAGCUUUGGUGGCAAUGGGAUUUCUGAUACUUCUGAUAAAUCAUCAUGCAUACCUACACUUGCUGGAAUACAACAGAACAGAGAAGCAGUUUUGAAAGAAAGGAAGGAACACAUUGGCUUUUUGGCCCGAGGUAUUCAGAGUGAGAGAGAUGCUUCAGCAAAGAGGAUGGAUUUUGGAAUGGUGAAGGCACAGAGUAAAGAGUGUGCAACCUUUGGUGGUGCAGUUUUUCUGUGCAACCAUCUGACCAGGAAGGAGUGCUUUGACAAGAAAAUUUUUGGCCUCCCUCGUUUCUGUGCUGAUUUUGUAGAGAAAGUUAAAGCUGGCACAACUUUAUUCUUAUAUGAUGUUGAUCAGUGUAAGCUUCAUGGUGUUUUCGAAGCAACUUCAGAUGGGGCUGUGAACAUUAUUCCUGUUGCAUAUGUCACAUCAGGAAAGGGUGAACUUCAAGAUGCUGUUCAGAACUAUUCUGUUAAAAACAAGUUUAGUUAUGGUUUGUCACACCAACAGGUUGCAAAGCUUCUCCAUUUGUUUUCUUCACAGAACAGGUUGCAGCUUCCUCAGAAUCCAAGAUUACAAGAUGAUCUCCCAGGGGACCUUGAGACUUCUUCUCUGGCUAAAGUAACUGAUGUGCAGUCCAGCCCAAACAGCAGUUCAUGUGGUUCAUUCAGAAGCACCUGUCAAACAUGUUCCUCCACCACUCUUGGGGAGCAUACAGCAUUGCUGGGUGAAAAAUUAACUGAUCCCGUGGCAUUAGUGCACAGAGGCAUACAAUCAGACAUCUCUGAUGUGGCUAAGUCCAAGAGAUCAAAAUCUCCGCUGCAAUCUGGAGCAGAUAUGGCCUCUGCCACCAUACCUGGCAACCAAGAAGCAAUGCAUGACCAAUCUACUGAUGACUAUAUACCUCUUCCCCAGGAGGAAGAUACUUUUGAAGGUGUUGAUGAUCUAUUUGCGUUGCUAAAAGAUGAGAACCACUCUUCUGAAUCUAAGGGUAGCAGUGACUCUGAGAACCAUACUACUUUCCACCAAGUUUGUAUUAGGAAAGAAGAUGAAUGCUAUCCACCCAUCUUAGAUUCCAAACUCCGUGCUGACAGUGAAGGGCGAACAAGUGUGUUUUCUCGGUUAGUGAGAAAGAAUGAAAUCUACAACCAUAGAAAAAGGUUCAAGACCGAAGCAUUUCCACCAAGGAGUGCUGAGUUUAGCAAUGCCCUUUCCCAGAGGAAAAAACAACGGAAGGCACAGCAUAACAGGCCAUUUCCAUGUCGUAAUGAUGGAAUGCCGGAUAUGCCUUCAGCUGAUGGGCUGAACAGAGCUCCAGCAUCUAAUCGUUCAUUUGUCUGGAGAAGAUCCACCAAGUCUUCUGUGGGAGAGCAGAGCGGAAUUCAGACAGGCCUGGUUCCAUUUCCAUGUGAGGAUGGAAAUAAACGGGGUGUAUCUAGCAAACAACCUGCCAGAUACAACACUUGUAAAAAGUCAUUUGUUCCUCAAGGUUGUCCAAAAUUGGUAGUCUCCUGUGACAAAGGAUUAAAUAUGCCCACAGUAUUUGCUGGAGUACCUGACUGCAAUGCGGACAAUGUUAAAGAAAUGAGAACCCCUUUCUUGAAUUGUAAGCAGCAUGCUAAGGUGGUUUGCAGUGAUGAUGUUGAGGGAGAAGGAAGGAAGAAGAAGAAGAGGCAAGCAACAGCAUCCUUCCAUCAAGAGUAUCCAAGUGACACUGCAUUGAUUCCUAAAGGCACCAAAACCAUGGCUAUGCUUGCAGUACCUGAUGAAAACUUUAAAGAAAAGAGCAUCACUUUGUCAUCUAAGGACACACAUACUCAGUUGGCUAUACCCUAUCUUGACGCCAAGGUGCUCCUGCAAGAUGAACAACAGCAAAGCUUUCAAGGCUGCUUUGAAUACAGUGAAGAUGUCACAUGUGAUUCAUCAUUGAUUCUUGAAGGUUCUAAAACUAUGGAGACGUUGGCUGAGCAGAGUUUUGGAGUUAGGAAAAGUUUAUUGAGUGAUGAAACUCAGAGUCACGUGGCUGCUGAUUAUUUGGGCACUGGAACAUCCUUCCAGCAGAAAGAAACACAGAGCAUUAGGAGCUGCUAUAGAGUGGUUAAUGGUGAUAAAAUAUUGCUCCUGGGAAAAUCUGAAACCAUGGAUUUCUUGCCUGGCCAUGAUGAAGAUUGUGAAAACAAGAAGAUUUUGCCUUCCGAUGAGAGUGAUAGGCUUGCUACCUCUUGUCAUCUGGAAACUGAAAUGCCCUUGCUGCAGAAACAAACCCCAAAUGUGCUGAGCUGUUCUGAAGUAGUUCAUGAUGAUGAAGUGCUGAUUCCAGAAAUCCCUGAAGUAAUGUCUCCUAAGUCCGAUACAGACUGUGGAAAUCAGGUUACGAGUUUGUAUUCUGGUUAUAGGGAAGAGGUAUGCCAUGUUGUUAAAAACUAUCAUGAAGUAGUCCCUAGCGAUGCUGUGUCAGAUCGUGAAGGUUGUGGACCUCUUAACAACUUCCCACCACUGCAUGGAGACAGUGCAAAAAAGAAUUUCUUAUUUGAUAAAACUUCAGAACAUGUGUCUACAGGUCACCAAGAUACCGUUAUGCUCCCUCAUGACGAACCUUACCACAGCUGUUGCGGUGAUACUUCGACUGUUCUGGAAUGUACCACUGUGGACACAGGUAGUGGGGAUGGAGGAAGUGAACACAAGAACUCUUGCGAUGAGAAAGAUGAUGAAACUUUGUAUUUGGUGACUGGUUCUAAAGACACUUUAUCAGGUGAUGGAAGUCGCAGUUGUGCACCUACUAAUGAUCAGGUAUGCAGCGAAGUCAUGCUGCUUAAAGAGGAGGGACAACACCAAAAUCUCCAAAGCAACUCCAAUUCAGUGGACUCCUUUGCAGUCUCAUCUGAAGGCUGUGGAAGCAAGAGUGGGAUAUCUGUUCCUCAGGUAGCUGAUCUUCCCGGAACAAACGCAGAGUCCAGGACAAGUUUCGUCAAUGACUUUUCAAGCGAAUCUGCCGAGACUUUCAGCGCUUCUGCUUUGGGCGGUGAAGAAGCUGACCGCAACGUCAACAGGUCGGAAGCCUACGCAGAGCCACCCAUACUUCAGCAUGAUCCUGGGGAAUCAAUGAAACAGCUGUGA
Molecule: messenger RNA, 4539 nt
Organism: Miscanthus lutarioriparius
Lineage: Eukaryota; Viridiplantae; Streptophyta; Magnoliopsida; Poales; Poaceae
Source: the annotation of a GenBank genome assembly